Molecule: messenger RNA, 1268 nt
Organism: Nicotiana tabacum (common tobacco)
Lineage: Eukaryota; Viridiplantae; Streptophyta; Magnoliopsida; Solanales; Solanaceae
Source: RefSeq, a predicted model, not a curated record
GCCAAACGACCCCUAAGGGGUUAAGUUCCCUGCUCCAAUAUUCAUUCUGAGUCAAAGCCUGACACUCUCCCACGCCGCCCCCAAAUCGCAACAUCUCUUUUCAGCCAAGGAUCAAACAAAUCGAGAAACCCUAAGAAAUGAUGAGCUCCGUGGCGAAGCAUGUAUCCACCAUCUUCAAUCGACCGAACGUAGCCUUGUUGAACCCACUAAGUUGGGAGCAGCAGCUACAGCAAUGGCGGGGCAUACGGGUGAAGGUGCGGAACAACAACUUAGACCAAGCACUGUUCUUGAUGCAGAGGAAAAUGCAGUCCAGCGGAAUGGAACGCCUCAUAAAGCGUGAACAGCUUCACCACAUCAAGAACUCGGAGAAGCGUGUCUUGGCUCGUAAGCUCCUUGAACGUAAACUCCGUUCUCAAGACCUCGCGCGUAAGCUCAAAUCCAUCCUCAUCAAGAAAGUCAGGGGUUUAUAAAGGAAGAUGUUCAGCAGAGUUUUCUUCAUCAACUUUCUGGACUUGGCUGGCUGAUUGCUACUGAACCACCAUUUUCUUGCACCUUGCUACGUGGACUACACUUUUGAGAAUAAUGUUUUGAUUUCUAUUAGAUUUCUAUCAUUGAUGUAGAAUUUUGGCAAGUGUUAGUGGAAGAUCAUUUUGUUGAAAUUGUAAUUUUAGUCUGUUUUGUUUAUGUAAUGCUUCUCUGUACGCCCACAUUUGUCAGAUGCACAGUUCAGCAGAGUUUUCUUCAUCAACUUUCUGGACUUGGCUGGCUGAUUGCUACUGAACCACCAUUUUCUUGCACCUUGCUACGUGGACUACACUUUUGAGAAUAAUGUUUUGAUUUCUAUUAGAUUUCUAUCAUUGAUGUAGAAUUUUGGCAAGUGUUAGUGGAAGAUCAUUUUGUUGAAAUUGUAAUUUUAGUCUGUUUUGUUUAUGUAAUGCUUCUCUGUACGCCCACAUUUGUCAGAUGCACAGUUCAGCAGAGUUUUCUUCAUCAACUUUCUGGACUUGGCUGGCUGAUUGCUACUGAACCACCAUUUUCUUGCACCUUGCUACGUGGACUACACUUUUGAGAAUAAUGUUUUGAUUUCUAUUAGAUUUCUAUCAUUGAUGUAGAAUUUUGGCAAGUGUUAGUGGAAGAUCAUUUUGUUGAAAUUGUAAUUUUAGUCUGUUUUGUUUAUGUAAUGCUUCUCUGUACGCCCACAUUUGUCAGAUGCACCAUUUAUAUUGCUGUUCAUACUAAUAUCAGGAUAAAAGAUAUUCAGGUUCUAA